Messenger RNA from Lipotes vexillifer (Yangtze River dolphin), 1239 nucleotides. RefSeq names its product glycosyltransferase 1 domain containing 1 (gene GLT1D1). Bases 1 to 1239 code for a protein of 412 amino acids. Gene Ontology annotation, molecular function: glycosyltransferase activity. The record is from RefSeq and is a predicted model, not a curated record. Lineage: Eukaryota; Metazoa; Chordata; Mammalia; Artiodactyla; Lipotidae. The transcript has 13 exons.
AUGCGCCCCACCGCUCACCGGCCGCCCGACCGCCCCGCCAGCAGCUCCACUGCGUUGUGCUCAGCCCGGCUCUGCCGCCGCCGCCGCCCUUCUCGCGAUACUGGGCUCGCCGGCCUUCUCGGCCCGCCCCGCGAGCGUCCCUAUUGGGCGAGCCCGCCGUGUCUCUCGCCGGGACUUCCGGUUCCGCCCCGGAAGCUUGCCCGGGCGGGAGACCUGCUUCUGAUAGCCGUGGUGCGGCAGGCCCUCAACUGGAGUGCUGACUCCUUGGACCAUCUAGAAGCUGCGGGUCACGUGUGUAUUCUGAAAGAUGCCUUGGACUUUGAAAGCCCAUCCGAAAUCUCCGACUUCAUCAAGGCUGAGAGCUUGGAGGCAGCUAUGGCUCUUCAUCUAUAUAGAGGGGGUAGACUUCUGCCAGGUCAUGGAAUUCCUUUUGGAAUCAUCUUUGGUGGAACUGAUUUAAAUGAAGACGUUAAGCAGGGAGAAAAAAACAAAGUGAUGGGAAAAGUCCUAGAAGAAGCCAGAUUCGCUGUCGCUUUCACGGAGUCAAUGAAGGAAACGGCACAAAGGCAGUGGCCACAUGCUAAGGAUAAGAUCUAUGUCCAGAGUCAAGGAAUUGGAACAGUGCCGAACACCACCUUUAACUGGAACACCUUCCUUCAGCGUUCAGAGAUUAACCAAAGUGCUGACAAUCUACACGUGUUUCUCCUGAUCUGUGGACUCCGACAAGUGAAAGACCCUCUCUAUUUGGUGGAUGCAUUCUCGGAAUGGCAUCAAGAGGAGCCCAGCGUUUAUAUGGUUAUCGUUGGUCCUGAAGUUGAUCCAGUGUUCACAAGGGAAGUAAAAGCCAAAGUAAAGAGGACCCCUGGGGUACGAUUGAUCGGGGAGAUGGCUCGGGAAGACCUCCACGCGGUCGUGAAGAAUUGCUUCGCGGUGGUGAAUAGCUCUGUCUCUGAAGGCAUGUCAGCCGCAAUCCUGGAGGCAAUGGAUUUGGAAGUCCCUGUGUUGGCAAGGAACAUCCCUGGGAACGCGGCAGUGGUGAAACACGAAGUUACAGGAUUGCUGUUUUCCGACCCUCAGGAGUUUGUUCGGCUGGCAAAGAGACUGGGGGGCGAUCCGGCGUUAGAAAAACAAAUCGUGGCCAACGGAAGGGAGUAUGUGAGAAUGUACCAUUCGUGGCAGGUGGAGAGAAACACCUAUGGGCACCUGGUCAGGAUGCUGGAGGGAAGCAGUGAGGACUAA